Messenger RNA from Neolamprologus brichardi, 3652 nucleotides. The record is from RefSeq and is a predicted model, not a curated record. NCBI's taxonomy places the organism in Eukaryota, Metazoa, Chordata, Actinopteri, Cichliformes, Cichlidae.
GGUAGCUGCCGUGUCGGAGACAUUUUGGAUUUAAAGGGGCUGAGCUAGCCGUCAGUCCCAGCUCUCGGUUUCCCUGAGCUAAAAAGAUGUCCACCAUGGUGUACCCACGGGAAGAGAAGCUGGAGAAGCUUUCUCAGGAGGAGAUCAUCUCGAACACAAAGCUCGUGAUCCAGGGUCUCGAAGCCCUGAAGAACGAGCAUAACUCCAUCCUUCACAGCCUCCUGGAGACCAUCAAGUGCCUAAAGAAGGAUGAAGAGGCCAACCUGGUGCACGAGAAGUCCAAUCUUCUCCGCAAGUCAGUGGAGAUGAUUGAAUUGGGCUUGGGAGAAGCACAGGUGAUGAUGGCCCUGUCCAACCACUUGAACGCGGUGGAGUCGGAAAAGCAGAAGCUGCGCGCACAGGUGAGGAGGCUUUGCCAGGAGAACCAGUGGUUGCGGGAUGAGCUGGCCAACACCCAGCAGAAGCUGCAGAAGAGUGAACAGAGCGUGGCCCAGCUGGAAGAGGAGAAGAAGCACCUGGAGUUCAUGAACCAGCUCAAAAAAUACGAUGAAGAUGUCUCACCCACUCAGGAGGAGAAAGACAGAGAAACACCAAAGGACUCCCUGGAUGACCUCUUCCCCAACGAUGAGGAGGAGCACGGCCAAGGAAUGCAGCACCAACAUAACAGUGCAGCCAUGGUCGCAGCCCAGCAGGGAGGCUAUGAGAUCCCAGCACGUCUGAGAACCUUGCACAACCUGGUCAUCCAGUAUGCCUCUCAGGGCAGGUACGAGGUGGCCGUGCCCCUGUGCAAGCAAGCUUUGGAGGACCUGGAGAAGACCUCGGGGCAUGAUCACCCUGAUGUGGCCACCAUGCUCAAUAUCUUGGCUUUGGUGUAUAGGGAUCAGAAUAAAUACAAAGAGGCAGCCCAUCUGCUCAACGACGCUCUAUCCAUCCGUGAGAAAACCCUGGGCAAGGACCAUCCUGCUGUUGCUGCAACCCUGAAUAACUUGGCUGUGCUGUAUGGAAAGAGAGGGAAGUACAAGGAGGCCGAGCCUCUGUGUAAGAGAGCUCUAGAGAUCAGAGAAAAGGUCCUGGGGAAGGACCACCCAGAUGUGGCCAAACAGCUGAACAACCUGGCCCUGCUGUGUCAGAAUCAGGGCAAAUAUGAGGAAGUGGAAUAUUACUACUGUCGUGCCCUGGAGAUCUACGAGUCCAGGCUGGGCCCAGAUGAUCCAAAUGUGGCCAAAACCAAGAACAACCUGGCAUCCUGCUUUCUCAAACAGGGGAAAUACAAGGAGGCGGAGAUUCUCUACAAAGAGAUCCUGACUCGUGCUCAUGAGAAAGAAUUUGGAUCUGUUGAUGCUGACAACAAGCCCAUCUGGAUGCACGCCGAGGAAAGGGAGGAGAGCAAGGGCAGGCACAGAGACAAUACUCCAUACGGAGAGUACGGAGGCUGGUACAAGGCCUGCAAAGUCAAUAGCCCUACAGUAAACACCACCUUGAGGAACCUGGGGGCUCUGUACCGCCGCCAGGGCAAGCUAGAAGCUGCUGAGACCCUGGAAGAGUGCGCUGCAAGGUCUCGCAAGCAGAGCAACACAGGCAUCGACCCCAUCCACCAGACACGUGUGGUGGAGAUCCUCAAAGAUACAGAGGGCGACAGGCGGAAGAGCAGGGACAGUCUCGCCAGCGUUAAGUAUGAGAGCGGCUCUGAGACCGGCGAGGAAGCCUAAGCCAUCAAGACUAUUCCUCCAUCCUUCUCUCCUUCCCCAACACAAUAGCAAAAGGAUGUGUGUUGUCAUUCCCUCUGGCCUUCUCUGUCCAACAGCUCCUCUGCCAUUCCUGAUGCUCCCCCCUCUCCUGCGGCAGAGACUCAGAAAGCCCCCCUCCUGGUUGUCACCUCUCUCCCAUGUUCAACUGACAGCUGCUGGGACGUUUGGUCUUCUCACCUCUGCUCUGUUUUCUCCUCCUUACUUUCUCUCUCCCUGUCCUCCCCUCUCACUAACCUGCGUCACCCCUUCCCCAUGUCGGAACUUCAACUCUUUCUGUCACAAAAAAGAAAAAAAGAAAAGAAAAGGUCAUUGUGUGUAAUCUUUCCACGUGAGGAAGUAACUCGCACAUUUUUCCUCUAUUCACACCCGUGUGUCUUUACCACGGGGGCACAGCAGAUUUAUUUAUUGGCUCAUAAGAGGAGCAGCCAUUUAUUGAAACAAGGCAGAACAGCAGAAUAGCUCCAGACAUCACUCCAGCACAUAACCAGAUAAAGCGCUACAGAUAAUGAACUUCCACGGUUACUCUGCAUUGUUCUCACUCCAAAUUUGUUUGCCUUGAGCACAACAAAUGACAGCUAACGUCAAAGCUAGCAUCCAACCCGGUGCCUGUAUUUAGCCAUAAUUGUAUCUUUUUUGGGUUUUUUGCCAGUGUGUAUUUGACAGUUUGAACUAACGCCUGCGAUCAAAUGCUUAACAAGUUUUAAAAUGAAUGGUACUGUAUAGUUUGACACGUUGACAGUCAGCGGGAAGAGUAAAGGGAGUGUUGCCAAUUUUGUUUUGGGGUUGUUGUUUUUUUGUGUUUAUAGAUAUAUUUGCUAUUAAUUUGUUUUGGUUUUGGUUUAUUUUGUAUGAAAUUGUUUACAUUUUCUAAAUACUUUAUUAUUAUGUGGCUCAAUAUAAAGGCAGUAGUAUGUCAACAUUGCGUUGCCCGCUGUGACGGGACCGGAACAGGAUGGAGGCCAAAACGUGACGGCAGAUUAGCCAGAUCACAGCAAGCUGUUGUGUCGCCAUGGUAAUUUAUUUUCAGCUUCUGCUUACUCGCUUCAGUGUGACCGUUUCAAGCUUUAGCAAAGGCUCGACAGUCACGUGCAUUUACAAAGGGAAUUGGCAACAUUGGCUGACGCUGUGAAGCCCACACAAUAGCAGAGACCUACUAGCACAAACACUGGCCACCUGAGUGAUCUCUAUAGUUUAAUAAAUGGGCAUAAAUGCCCACAAUUGCCUUGAUCUGUUGGUGUAGGAGUAGAGGAUAGCAUUGUAAAUCAACAGAAACCUGGAUCCUACAGUAGUUGUAGUGUGUAUUCAUGUGUAUGUUUGGUGGUACAGUCGCAGCGCCCACUCUGGCUAUGGAUGCUGUAUUUUGAACACAGAGUUUAAUGGACUUUUUCCUCACACAGUUGUUUGCAAGUAAACAGUCGGUGAAUCAUGUUUUUAGACACCAGGAGUACAGUGCGAGUGUUUCCUCAAGAUCAACAUUAUUUCAGAUGUUUAACUAACUGAAUGUAAAUGAUUUAACAUCUUGGAAGUGUAAUAGUAGGCUGUAUUUAUAGUUGACAAGUGCAUUCACUAUAUGGCUUUUCAUCAUGCUACUCGCCUUGAUUCUUCAUUCCUUCCCAUGCGAACACCUAUACUUCUAAUGCAACUAUGAACAAAAUAAAUAAAUAAUAAAAGACUGUGUCCAUCACAUAAUUAUGGCAAUAUUGUUGUGUUAGUGGAAUGCUUAUUUAUUGAACUGUCUGUUCUCGACAUAUGUAGUGUGACUUUCAGUUUCCUAAAGAACAUAAAUGGAAAAGUCUAUAACGCACUUAGUAAGUAGGAUUGCAUUAUAAUUACCAUUAUGCAUUGUGAAGGUUAUUGCAUCGACACUUGUUGGUAUUCUCAAAUAAAGUUUUUCCAUUUGUGAA